AUGGUAACAACUGAUAGAUUGACUCGCGAAGAGCUUACUAGUAUCAUUGCCAAAGAGUUACGAAUUGAUGUUGCGUUUCCUUGUUUUUCGGUAGAAGAGCAAACUGGGGCUACUGCUUGUUGUGUGGUCCAUAAACAUUGGCUUGCUACUCUUAAACAAGCUUGUUUAGGGGAUAAAAUACGUCUGAAUAGAUAUUCAACUAUAACACGUCCGGAAAAUAAUAAUUCUGAGCAGUUAAGCGAAGAUAGACAGGCGCCUACUACAAAUAUUUUGGUAAGCGUUCUUUUGAAGCGUGUAUCGCGUGAAAAUAAAAGGAGGCCGCAAUUAUACCAAAAACCAUUAAGCAACGGGAUUGAACAACAAACACUAGUAGACUCGAUAAAAAAUAAUAAUUACGAUGAAAAUAAAUUACCGAUUCGGACUUUUAUUAAAGAGCAGCUAGAAGAGAAUCCUGGACCAAAUUUUAUUGAGAUGUUGUCAAAGUAUGAAAAAUAUUCGCCGGUGCUUUCGGAUAGUUAUAUAUCGAGUUCAGGUGAAGGUGGUGAUGAUUUAGAAAAUAGUGAGCUCAUUAGACAAAAGUUAUUUGUAGAUAAAUUUCUUGAGACCUUAUAUCCACACUGUGCCUAUUUCCGUAUAUCAUCAUCAUCAACAUCUAGUACUUCAGAUGAUAGUAGUAUCAGCAGCAACAAUGAAACUCUGUGUCUCGAGUUAAUAACAGAAUCUAAUCAUAACAGUAGUAACAACGAAAUACUUUCUAUGAAUCCAAAUUUAAUUGAUAUCUUUGCUGUUUUGGAAUCGGAACGCGCUUAUUAUUUUAUGGCACCGUAUCGAGGCACCACAUUACAAGAUUUAUUGAAUUUUAGCCCGGGCGUUUUAAAAUCAAACGUUAAAAAAUCAUUUGUCGUAUAUCAGCUACUAAGAGGUGUACAGGAGCUUCACGAACAAGGUCUCGUUCAUGGAAACCUAAAACUCUCGAACAUUUUCGUGGAUGAAAAUCUCUGGAUAAAUAUAACCGGAUUCGAAUGUUGUGCGCCUGUGCCCGAAAAAUCCCCAGCAUCAUCAUCUUUAGAACAAUCAAAUACGGAAAGUGAUAUGGCUAGCAAUAAGAUUCCACGAGGCCGUCGUAUUGGUGAUCCUAAUUUCCACCCUAUAUUUCCGUGGAUUACUGAUUUCACCGGAUCGACUCCGUCCCAGAAUUGGCGUGAUUUUACAAAGACUAAAUUCAGAUUGAAUAAAGGUCUCUUAGGCGAUGAACAACUGGACUUCACUUUUGAUGGACCAGUCCCACAUCAUAUAACCGAUAUCCUAUCUGAUAUAACUUAUUAUGUUUAUCUAGCGCGUAAAACACCGAUUCCCGUUUUAUGUCAAUAUGUUCGAACAAAAUAUGAGCCGAAUGAGUAUCCUUCCUCGUUGCAAAGAUUAUUCGAAUGGACACCUGAUGAAUGUAUUCCAGAAUUUUAUACAGAUGAUAGUAUAUUCACAUCAAUGCAUCCAGAUAUGCCUGAUCUUCAAUUGCCAGCGUGGGCGUCCACUCCACAAGAAUUCAUUCGUAUACAUUCUGCUGCAUUAGAAAGCGAUUACGUGUCAAGUCAACUUCAUCAUUGGAUUGAUUUAACAUUCGGAUGUAAACUUAGUGGUUCGGACGCUGUUGAAGCAAAAAACGUUGCAUUGCCGCUUUUAGAUGGUCAAGAUUCUUUUAUGAAACAUGGAAUCACUCAGUUAUUCAAUGAUCCACAUCCGCAGCGUUCAAUUAAUUGGAAUCAAUCACAGAGGGAAUUUGAUUCGCACAAGUUAGAAGCGACGUCAGCACUUGAAAUGUACAACAAAUUAAACUCGAAAAAGCGGAUAGCUUCAAAAAAUUUUACCGAAAAAUCCAGAUCACCCCAAACAUCAGAAAAAAUAUCGGACCCACUAAUUUUUGAUAUUCCAGCUGCCGAGAAAAUACUAAUAAAACCACCGGGUUCUCUUCCACGAUCAAAGAAACAAGUACCUCCAGCGAGACCUUUGUCUCUAUAUGAUUUAAGCAAUCCAAAUUACAUCAGAGAAAGAGACCUGUCUACAGCAAGCAUAGGCGAUUCAAAGGACCCUUUGGCGAGAAUCGAAUCAUUGGCGUCGCUUUUGAAUUCGAUACCGAUCCAAUUACCUGAUGAGAUGAACAAUGAGAUUUUUAUUGAACAAUUAUUGAAUUAUGAACAAGCUCAUUUAUUUGCUGUUAAAUAUCAACACCAGGUUUCUUUUCUUCAAAACCAAUCUUUUCCUAAUGACUCUACGAACAAUAAUAGUAAUGUAGCUGAAACGACAAUACAAAGUACCCAAUCAUUUACGUAUGGAAGAGCAUGGGACGCAUACUGCCUGGGAAAAAUUAUAGAAAAGAUAUAUGCAGAAAAUAAAAAAUUGGGUUUUCAUGAGCUUACUUCACAUUUACUUAAUAAUGAUUCCGAGAUUAAGAAAAACUAUCAGGUCCCUUUAGCAAUCAAAGGAGUCACUGAUAGUUUAUCAUCUCCUAAUUGGACAGAACGCCCUACAAUUGAAGUCAUUCUUUAUAAUUCAACGCCUGUUACAACUCUGCGCGAUCAUAGCACAACUUUACCUAUACCCUCAUGCAUUCCUGAAGUGUAUGAUUUUCUAACUGGAUUCCACGCUGUGUACGUAUAA
Ambispora leptoticha is the source of this 2655-nucleotide messenger RNA. The record is from the annotation of a GenBank genome assembly. Lineage: Eukaryota; Fungi; Glomeromycota; Glomeromycetes; Archaeosporales; Ambisporaceae.